UCACUCUGCCCUUGCCGCCUAUCGAUAAUUGUUAUAAAAAAAAUUUGUUAUAGUUGCGGAUUUUUUGUGUUUGGCGGAGUGUGCGAAAAAGAGAUGGCAGCGGCAUAUGUUUAGCGUGUCCGGAGAAUGUUUACAGUUAGCCCGCCGCUUGCGUAAUUGAGCCUGUGUUGGUGUUGGUGGCCGUGUCCGUGCAUUAUUCUGCCGCUCCGGUCGGUUUCUCCGUGUCAAUCCGAGAUUAUUGCAGCGUAAUUGACAUUCGGCGUUAUCUCGAAGGCGCCUCUAACUUACGCCCACCGCAUCAGAAGUAGCCCCAGAAACGGCCAGCAUUAUCUUCGAUCCCGCAUUGAAUCUCGCAAUUGAUAAAUACACUUGCGUGGCCGUGUGUGUGAUGUGUUAAACAGUCCGGUAAAUUCACUGAUCGAAAUAAGCGCUCCAAUUUACGACUGACUGAGGAAUAUAUAAUGAUCGCGGCAGAUCUUGCUGGGCAGUAAACAGAAACGAGAGUCCGAGUCAUUAGCAUUAGUCCUAGGAGUGGAAGUACAAGAGCAAGUCGGGCCUAAAAAUGGCGCGUCACAUUAUGGCCGUUUGCGUGGUGUGCCUGCUAUGCGCGCACCGCCUGCACUGCCAGGAUCACAUCGAGAGUCUACUGGGCCCGGCUCUUGGGACGACUCACAGCCAGGAGCAGCUCAACGCCCGCGUCUAUACGAACCUAAGUCCCUCCAGCGAAACCACCGAUCGGCGCCAGCAGCGAUCCGCUUCUGGCGACGACGACACCCCCAACUACAGCACUAGUCCGCCCUCGAGGAGACAAAAGCGCCAUGCUGGCCAUGACCACGGCCAUAGCUCCGAGUCCCGCGUCCCGCAGAUCACCCAGUACUAUCUCGAAAAGCUGAUGGUCCAGAACGAGCUGAUGAACAGCAGCGAAUUCGAUGGCCUGCUACAGCAGCUCAGCCUCCACUCGUUGGCCAGUGGGGCAAGUGAAGGAACUUGCGUGCCCGCUAGUCGCCUAGUGCAUCAUGUCCAGCCUCACGAUCUUCACCAUCACCACGACCAUGAUGAAAAGGAGGAGGAGCUGCAGCUCAAAAACUGCACGCUGAGUCAGAAUGGUACCAACUCCAAUGUCACCUGCGCACUCCUGCUUAGCGACCACACACAUUCACAUAGCGAGGAGGUCAAGAACUUUGGUCUGAGUGAAAAGGACCUGCUAAACCUGUGUCCGGUUCUCCUGUACGAGCUGAAGGCACAGAGCGGUGGGUGCAUAGAGCCGACAGUACUGUCCGACAUCGACAGCACGGAAAAGCUGCUUGAGGCUGAGAAGGACAAGGAUAUGUUUUACGUGUGGAUCUAUGCUUUCAUUUCUGUGUUUGCCUGCGGACUCCUCGGCUUGGUAGGAGUAGCCAUCAUACCGUUUAUGGGUUCGCGGUAUUACAAAUACAUCAUCCAGUAUCUGGUGUCGCUGGCCGUGGGUACGAUGACCGGCGAUGCCCUUCUGCACUUGCUGCCUCAUUCUCUGGCAGGCCAGGAUGAACGUGGUAUGAUCAUGAAGGGGCUGGGCUGCCUGGGCGGCAUCAUCUUCUUCUACGUGACGGAGCAUGCGCUGACCAUGAUCUCCGAGUGGCGCAAGAGCGUGGAAAAGAAGGAGACGAAGAAACCGUCGCGGGCGAAGGUGAUGCGGGAUCCAGACUCAUCUGUAAACAACUCGGUGGCCGGCGACAAGAUCUGCAAGCAAAAGUACAGCUCGUAUCCGUACUGCUACGACGAGAUCACCAUGAACAACAAGCAGAGCGAGUGGAUGCACCUUCCCGGCGAUGGAUCGAACUCGGCGGCGGGCGCUGGCGGAGACGCUGCCUCCGCCUCGGAAGUGCGUAACGGUGUGGGCGAUCACGACGGCUCCAACGACAUGGCCGCCGCCGCCGAAUCCCUGCUCUCAACGCUGCACACGAACUGUGUAGAGAUGAACCACCACAAUCACAAGCACAACAGCCACCAGCACAGCCAGGAGGGACAGGACAAUAACACCAUUGUCACCGAUCUGGACGGGAAUGCGGUGUAUGAGUCGAAUAGUGCGAAGGAUAAGAACGGCCAAAACGACCAUGUGACUGUGAUCCUGCGGGAGCACGAGUCAUCGCAUCAUGGUCACAGCCAUCGACAUGGACACGUUCACUCGCCACCCGAGACGCUGAGCGCCGUGGCCUGGAUGAUCAUCAUGGGCGACGGGCUGCAUAAUUUUACGGAUGGCAUGGCUAUCGGUGCAGCCUUUGCGGAGAACAUUGCUGGUGGCUUCUCCACCUCCCUGGCCGUCUUCUGCCAUGAGUUGCCGCACGAGCUGGGCGACUUUGCCAUUUUGAUGAAGGCGGGCAUGUCGGUGAAGUCGGCCGUCUACUACAACCUGUUGACGGGUGUCCUGAGUUUCAUCGGCAUGAUCUUCGGCAUUGCUUUUGGGCAGUCGCAGGGCGUGGCCCAGUGGAUGUUUGCCGUGGCUGCCGGACUAUUCAUUUACAUUGCCUUAGUCGAUAUGAUGCCUGAGAUCUCUGCCUCGCACAAAUCACUGGGCCAGUUCCUGCUGCAAAUACUCGGCAUGCUGAGCGGAGUGGGAAUAAUGCUAGUGAUUGCCCUUUACGAGGGCGAUCUCAUGAGCGUGUUUGGAACGGCGGGAGGCGCAUCUUUCCAGCACGUGCAUUAAUCACAUAACUAAAAUUGUAACCAACCGCAGCGAAUCUUGUAGCGUAUUAUGUGAAUUGCAGCGAAUCUUGUGUAUUAACUGCAUUUUUCCGCCAGGCCUAUAGGACCUCUUGAAUUAUUAUUUUUUGUAUAAUUUGAUUAGAUUGUUGUUUACCUUAGUCCACAGAGUUACACAAAACACAAACCACAUACACAGCCGGUUGGCGCUUAUCAAACGCAUUUGUUAUCCAGUUUAUGAAACACACAACCAACACCCGCGACGAGAUUCAGCAAACUCGUUUUAUUUUCGUUCCUAAUUUUGCUUCUGAACUGCGUUCGAGUCGACUUUACACCCGAUUAUAUAUAAGAUGUCUUAAAAUUGCCUAGGUUAUAAAGUGAUCUUGAAUUUAGAAGAAACCAAUUGAAAAGCAAGUCGAGAAAGUUUUUCUAAAACGACACAUGAGAAGAACUACAAAUGACAGAAAAUGGAUUGGAUUUGAUCUGUAUCCCAAAUCCAUUAAUUUCUGAUCUUAUACAUUGAAAGCAGAACUUAACAAUUACGAUAUAUAUAUUGUAGAAUAUGUAUACAUACAUAUAGUUUUUGUAUUUCGUAGUCUAGGGUGCGCACGUUUACUUUACUGUUAUUAUUUUUGACAGUACUUAAUGACUCUAACGUAUAUAAUUUCCACUUAAGGAAAGACACAAAACCACUUAAGCUUAAUUUAUUAUCGUAUUUGUAAUAAAUUGAAAAGAUUAUUAAAUGGCACGCUCAUGCAUAAUUUAGAUUUUCGCUACCCCGUAGCGCCCUCGAUUAAUUAUGAUUUUGUAAUAAACCAAGCUAAAACAAAACAGUUUAUUUUUUUCUUAUUUGAGUUGUAAUUUUUUAAUUGCGCACACAACUAACACGAAAGUGAUUGUGAUUAAAAAUGAGUAACUAACAUUUGUAAAAUGGUGCGACUUGCGGCACGAUCGCCCUUAAUGACUAUCCCACACACACACCGAUCUGCACACGAAGCUAUCACUUAAACUGAGCAACUAUAAAUAUUUUGUAAAGCCCACACUAUGUGCUAUUGAGGCAGUAAAACCUAUAUUAAUUCUAGCUGUAAGCUCUACGACAACUACAAACAGGAAACCAAAAACAAAGAAUAAAGAAGUAAACAUAUAUAUACACACUGUGCUAAAGAAACUUUUGGAGAAAUGGAUGUAAUAAUACUACUUACUUUGGUGA
Drosophila rhopaloa is the source of this 3889-nucleotide messenger RNA. It is a transcript of the gene foi, whose product is annotated as zinc transporter foi. Gene Ontology annotation, molecular function: zinc ion transmembrane transporter activity. The record is from RefSeq and is a predicted model, not a curated record. Gene Ontology annotation, cellular component: membrane. The coding region runs from base 563 to 2683 and encodes 706 amino acids. The transcript has 6 exons. NCBI's taxonomy places the organism in Eukaryota, Metazoa, Arthropoda, Insecta, Diptera, Drosophilidae. Gene Ontology annotation, biological process: zinc ion import across plasma membrane; intracellular zinc ion homeostasis.